AGGUGUUCUAUUCUUUUUGCCUUGCCCUCAUCUCGCUACAGCUCGGCUCAUUGUCGGAGAGCGCUCCAGCGCGCAGACUCCCGACGCCGGGCAACAUCGAGCAGAUUGCGGCAAUUUACAGGCGAGACCUUCCGGCUCAUCAUCAUCAGCGGCAUAAUCCUGCACCUCCCCCUCGUCUUCAUCCUCCUGAAAUGCGUCACUGUGCUCACACAUGCACAACAGCGCCGAGCGGUCCCCACACUGACUUUGACGCCAGGUGAGCGCAUGCGCGGCCCGGCUUCCCCGCCCUGAGCGCCCAACUUCUCGCACACGCAGCACCGAGGCUCCCGCGUGGCGGAUGACGCUCCCGAGCUGCGUGUCUUCGCCGGCUCCUCGGCGCACGGGCCCGAGCGUCAACGGUACAUGCACGGAGCAGAUGAGCAACGCGGAGCAGCUGAGCACGGCGGAGCAGCCGAGCGGCGCCGCCGCCUUCCCCCCGCUCUCGUCUAUACUGGCCCUGCUGGUGCUGGCGGCCGCGCUGGCGGGCGUCAUGCUCGUCUCCGUGGCCACCUUCCACUUCCACAAGAGGAGGCUGAGGAAGCGGAAGAUCCAGAGGGCGCAGGAGGAGUAUGAGCGCGACAGUCGCAGGGCAGCCGCCGCGACUGCCGCCGCGCGGCCGUGUGUCAUCGCGCGCCCGGCACGGUGCGCCGCGCACCGGGAGGACGAGGAGGCGGAGGCAGUAGAGGAGCAGCAGGAGCACGGCGGAGCCCCCGCCGACUGCUAAACCCGGGGAACCCGACUGUGGACCAAACGGGAAAAAGCAAUAAGGCACAAGGAACCCUCAUCCAUCCCCGCCGCCGCCGCUUGCUGUUGACUCUCAUACGGAAUCUUGAGCAUAGCAGGCCUGGAGGACACACACACAUAUACACGCACGCAUGCGCGCGCGCACACACACAUACUUGAGCAGUGAUUCCCAGCCUUGAUGGAGCCAAGAAACAUUCAGUUGGAUCCCUGGCGCGACCAUGCACGCUCGCAUCUCCUGUUCUUUGAGGCUGUGGAUGCGUGUCACUCGUUUGGAUUUGGGUGCCGCAGAAGCAAAAAACUCACACUCGCGCCCAAAAGUGCAUGUGAGAGCAUUUCAUUGUUUUGCCCGUCCUAUUUAGGCAAGGAAUCAUUUCCUGCGUGAGUGGUCGUUGAGAAUCACUGCGCUGGAGCAGGUGUGUCCACUCGGAGCUGCUUAGUAGCUUGCUUUUCAGGGCCGCAGCGUGGAGUUGCUCAUUAGACGUCUGCUAAAGCGCUGCUAAGAAUUGCUUUAAUAAAAAAAUAAAAAAUAAAAAAAGUCAUUGACAGCACCCAUUUUUAAACAAAUGCCUAUCUCAAGCCAGAUCCAAAUGAGGAUAAAACAGUUGAUCAAUUUGUAAAAUGUUAAAAUGUGUGCUCACAAGCAGCAAAGACUUUCUGAAACAAUUAGCUCUUCCCGUCGGGUGCGCAAAGCUCAUCCCUCAUUCAAGAAGUGUCAUCCCUCAUUCACCAAGUGUCAUUGCUUGCAUGCUUAACCCCAAUUACGGCAGUUUAAGGCAUUUUGUUCUCAGGCCAAAACAUUGAUUUGAGCCCAUUUAGUGCUGUGCAAUUAAGUGGAGGCCAAGGUAAUUGCUCUGCUGCCAUCUUGUCAAUGAACUACUAUAUUGAUGUGGAGGAGUUUAAUUUAGACAAAAGCAAUGCUUUGUCGCCAUCUCGGGGGCAUCUAUCGGCAACUAUAAAAGCUUUUUCGGAGGAGUGACAAUGACUUGUAGAGUAUCGUGGGGACUCAAAAUAUUUGAGCCGUCUAUUUUUGUACAUAGAAAGGGCCGAAACAAGGACGUUAGCAAGCAGGAGAACAAGAAAAGGAACAAAAACUUGCAAAAGUGAGAAGUCAAGCUGAGACGUGCUUCUCAACACGGAAUUGGCCUUAGCGUUAAAAGGGAGAAGCAUCUCUUCAGAUUGGUGCCCUCUGUGAAAUCGCACCUCGAACCCCCCCCCCCCCCCCCCCUUGGAGACACCUGCUCUGGAGUGCUCCGCCUCUCCCGGGACCUCCUCCUCCCGCUCACCUGUCAAGCAUCUCCAAACUCAAUUGGAACCCGUCUCUAGGAUGUGAAUUGUACACACGUAGCAAUGUGACACGCGCCUACGGCUUAGCUCGCUCAACUUUCUCGGCUUGUCCCUUAGCGGUACCUAUGUGGUUAGCCUCUUGAUAUAUGUUGUGGUGCUGUGGGGCAGUGCAAAAUCUGCCCAUAUUAAACUGGCGGUGGUUUCUUGGUCCGGCCGCCGUAUUUCUCCCUGGGUUCAACUCGAGAGACUCGGAGUGCUCCAACGUUCGUUUAGGUGAUUUAAAUCUAUUUACGCGAGAAUUUUUGGCUGUUAUGCGCAUAAGACCCUCAUGUUUUCCUUCUCCCGUGGUAACGUAUUAGUGCGACAUUAAGUGGAGCUGUUGUGAUCCUCCCUUGAGCAGCACUUCUUUCUCCACAGUAACUUCUUCCAGAGGGCCCACAGACGGAGAGUCGUGGAUUCCAUCGAUAUGACAUUGUGAAAAUUGUUUUCUGUAAUCUCCCUUUUACGAGAAAUACGCUGUAUGUAGUAUUUGGAGUUUCUAAAUAAAGG
Molecule: messenger RNA, 2616 nt
Organism: Syngnathus typhle (broad-nosed pipefish)
Lineage: Eukaryota; Metazoa; Chordata; Actinopteri; Syngnathiformes; Syngnathidae
Exons: 2
Coding region: 338-763 (141 amino acids)
Source: RefSeq, a predicted model, not a curated record